CCAACUCCGUUUCUUAUUCUUCCAAGUCUUUUCCUAUAAAUACGUUCUUCUUCCCCUCUUAUUUCAUAUCACUCACCACAAAGUCUUCUCAUUUCCUCAUCUUCUUGUUGAAAGUAAUGGCAAGACUCACGAGCUUUCUCCUUCUUCUUUCUCUCAUCUGCUUUGUCCCUCUCUGUCUCUGCGACAAGAGCUAUGGAGGCAAACUUUUCCCGGGUUAUUACGCCCAUUCAUGCCCACAAGUCAAUGAGAUCGUGAGAUCAGUUGUAGCUAAAGCUGUUGCUAGAGAGACACGUAUGGCUGCUUCCUUGUUGAGACUUCAUUUCCACGACUGUUUCGUUCAGGGUUGUGAUGGCUCUUUGCUUCUAGACAGCAGUGGAAGGGUAGCGACUGAGAAAAACUCAAACCCUAACAGCAAAUCAGCUCGUGGGUUUGACGUAGUUGACCAAAUCAAAGCUGAACUGGAGAAACAAUGCCCUGGAACUGUUUCUUGCGCUGAUGUUCUUACCCUAGCCGCUAGAGACUCCUCUGUUCUUACCGGUGGACCAAGUUGGGUUGUUCCAUUGGGAAGAAGAGAUUCAAGAAGUGCAAGCUUGAGUCAAUCGAACAACAACAUCCCUGCACCAAACAACACUUUCCAGACCAUUCUAUCUAAGUUUAACCGUCAAGGACUUGAUAUCACUGACCUUGUCGCUCUCUCCGGUAGUCACACAAUCGGAUUCUCGAGAUGCACGAGUUUCAGACAGAGGUUGUACAACCAGUCCGGAAACGGCAGUCCAGACAUGACAUUGGAACAAUCCUUCGCUGCUAACUUGCGCCAACGGUGUCCAAAAUCCGGUGGGGACCAGAUUCUCUCGGUGCUAGACAUCAUCAGCGCCGCGAGCUUCGACAACAGCUACUUCAAGAACUUGAUAGAGAACAAGGGGUUGUUGAACUCGGACCAAGUUCUGUUCAGCAGUAACGAGAAAUCGAGAGAGCUUGUGAAGAAGUAUGCAGAAGAUCAAGGAGAGUUUUUUGAGCAAUUUGCGGAAUCGAUGAUCAAGAUGGGAAAUAUCUCUCCCUUGACAGGUUCUAGUGGCGAAAUCAGGAAGAAUUGCAGGAAGAUUAACUCUUGAUUGAAACAAGAAAACUCUUCUUAUAUCUUGUGGAACAAAUGUGAGACAUUUACUUUUACUUUGGAGUGUGUUUUGUUUGUUUUUUUCAAUUCUGUCAUUUGGAAGUUUUAUUUCGUGUUAUUUGCGUUGUGUUAAGACAUAAGUUUGAAAUUUAUAAAACUUGUACGAGGAAAUAUUUUGAAAUUAUAAACUUUAAACUAUUAUUGGGCCUAACCGAACCUAAUAAUUUAUGAAUUCAGAAAACACUAAAUCUUAAAACUGAU
Molecule: messenger RNA, 1375 nt
Organism: Arabidopsis thaliana (thale cress)
Lineage: Eukaryota; Viridiplantae; Streptophyta; Magnoliopsida; Brassicales; Brassicaceae
Product: Peroxidase superfamily protein
Exons: 4
Coding region: 117-1112 (331 amino acids)
Biological process (GO): cellular oxidant detoxification; hydrogen peroxide catabolic process; response to oxidative stress
Cellular component (GO): extracellular region
Molecular function (GO): heme binding; lactoperoxidase activity; peroxidase activity
Source: RefSeq, marked reviewed